Molecule: messenger RNA, 2286 nt
Organism: Maudiozyma barnettii
Lineage: Eukaryota; Fungi; Ascomycota; Saccharomycetes; Saccharomycetales; Saccharomycetaceae
Gene: CTF18
Product: Ctf18p
Exons: 1
Coding region: 1-2286 (761 amino acids)
Cellular component (GO): nucleus
Molecular function (GO): ATP binding; DNA binding; ATP hydrolysis activity
Source: RefSeq, a predicted model, not a curated record
AUGUCAGAGGUGCCGGUAUCCGAGUUUACGUUUGGGAAGAGUCUGCUGUUUGAUUUUGACGGUAAUGCUGAUGCUGAAGGGACCUCGAAUGAUACUGAACAAUUAUUACAAUUUAUUAGUGGUGAUGGCUUAAAAGUAUCUAUGAAGAAGAAGAAGAAAGAGAUAAAUAAACAAAAUGGAUAUGGUGACGAUAUCCUGGGAUUGAAUCAAGCUAACAGCGAAUGGAAACAGGAUGAUUCUUAUGGUAUAAAUAUCAGUGCAUUGCUGGAUAGAAUAGAAGCUCGCAGUAAUGACACUGAAGUGACUUCAACGGCAACAACACACACUCACCACGAUCAUGAUAAACACGCUGCAGAUAGGGACCAUCAAUUGUGGGUUGAACGGUGGCGUCCCAAGAAUUUCUUAGAUUUAGUAGGGAAUGAAAAGACGAAUAGAAGAAUCUUGAAAUGGUUAAGAGAUUGGUCACCCGUAGUAUUCAAAGAACAGAUAGGGAAAAUACCUUCGUUUAAUGAGAAAGAUCAGGACCAAGAACCUGACCCACUAAUGAGACCCAGGAGGAAAAUUCUUCUGAUACAUGGAUCUCCCGGGAUUGGUAAGACCUCUGUGGCUCAUGUUGUUUGUAAACAAGCUGGGUUUCAAGUAACUGAAAUUAAUGCAAGUGAUGAACGUGCAGGUCAGGUGGUUAAGGACAAAAUCCAUAAUACUUUGUUUAAUAAGACAUUACAUAAGAAACCCGUGUGUCUAGUUGCAGAUGAAAUUGAUGGUAGUGUAGAGAAUGGGUUCGUCAGAGUAUUAAUCGAUAUUAUAAAUAAAGAUAUCAAAGCUACAAAUAAAUUGAGAUAUAUGCAAGCAAAUGGAAAUAACAAUAAUACUAAUCAUACAUUUAAAUCAAAGGGUAAGAAAAAGAAGAAAAGUGCAAAUUUAUUGUUACGUCCAAUUAUUGCAAUUUGUAAUAAUAUAUAUGCACCAGCAUUAGAAAAAUUAAAACCAUAUUGUGAAAUUGUUGCCUUUAAGAGACCCUCAGAUUCGGCAAUACAAGAAAGAUUGUUAGAUAUUUGUGACAAAGAGAAAUUGCAAUUAUCAGUUAAGACACUAAACGAUUUGAUCGAUCUUUCACAAGGUGACGUCAGAAAUUGUAUUAAUAAUUUGCAAUUUAUGGCCACGCAAAAUAAAUUCAAAAAUGUGAACCCAAAAGGAUCAUCAGAAAAUGGGAAUAAUUCAAAUACUUGGGAAUCUAGUAGUAAAGAUUUAUCAAUGUCAUGGUAUCUAUUAGUCAACAGAUUAUUCAAGAAAGAUCCACAUAGUGAUGUUAAAGAACAAUUCAAAAAAUUAUUGCAUGAAGUAGAGAUGAAUGGUAAUUACGAUAGAAUCUUGCAAGGUUGUUAUACUUUGUUCCCAGCUGUAAAAUAUUCUGAUAGAGGUGUACAAAAACCCAAAGAAAUUGCAGAUUGGUUAUAUUUCCAUGAUUUGAUGAACCAAUCAUUAUAUCAUCAUAAUGGUGAAUUGAUACGAUAUUCAGCUAUCGUACCUUUAGUAUUUUUCCAAAAUUUUGGGGAUAUUGCUAAUAAAGAAGACUUAAGAAUUAAAAAUAUUGAAUUCCAAACUCGCGAUAUAAGUAGAGCAAAUCUCGAUAUUGCUAAUCUCAUAAUAUCUAAUAUAUCCACCGAAGCACCUACUGUUGCAGCAUUUAUUAAUAAAAACUCUUUGAUCUUUGAAAUAUUACCAUACCUUGAUUAUAUGAUAUCUAGUGACUUAACCAGGACGAAAAAUUUAAAGACUAAAAAUAUUAUAGCUGCCGCAUUGUUGGCAAUAUUAAAAGAGUUUCAUUUAGAAUUAUUACAAAUACAACAAGAGGCAUCGGAAAGUAGGCCAGUAUUGGGUAUUAGUCCGCCAAUUGAUAAAAUUGUUCUCUUGGAUCCUCAUAGAAUGAAAGAACUUAUUACAAAGAGACCAUUAACAUACAAUUUAUUGUUAGCGAAAUACCAAGAACAACGGGUUUUGAAAAGACAUAUAUCAGAAACUACAAAGGAGAAAGAAGUUAUUGAGGAGAAUAAAAAUAAAAUGCAAAAGACAAAUGCCAACUCUAUUGAAUUUUUUAAAAAUCAAUACGAAAAUAUCAAUAGUACCCAACAACAACAAAAAGAAGCUAGUCAUAAUGCGAAUUCUGGUAACCAAGAAAGGAAUUCCACUGAAACUCACGAUGAACUUAGAAUUUGGGUGAAAUACAAAGCUGGGUUUUCGAAUGCGGUCAGGAAGAAUGUGUCAUGGGAUGCCCUUUGGCACUAA